AUGGCUUCACUUCCAAAGAUCCUGUCUCAGAAAUCUGAGGGCUACGAACAAACACGCCUGAAGUUCUUCAACGGCAGAGUUCCCGAUAUCCAUCCAACUGAGAUAGCCAUCCCAUCAACCACAGCCGAAGUUGUGGCCGCCGUCAAGCGGGCCCGAGAAAAUGGCUGGAAGGUCGGUGUCCGUUCAGGUGGCCACCUGUUCUUCUGCAAUGCGCUUCUGGAAGGCGGCCUUCUCAUCGACACGCGCAAUUUGAAUAAAGAUAUUGGAUACGAUGCCGCAACAAACAUCGCCACUGUCAGUCCCGGUCAUAGAGUCGAGGAUGUGACCACGUUCCUCGAAGCUCGCGGCCGAUUCUUCCCCUCUGGCCACUCACGAUCCGUCGCAGUUGGUGGUUUCCUACUUGCUGGUGGCCAGGGCUGCUUCAUGCGCGGCUGGGGAUACACAGCUCCUACCUGGGUCACCCAGCUAGAAGUCGUGACUUCUGAGGGCGAGACCGUUACCGCCAAUAAGACUCAGAAUUCGGACCUGUUCUGGGCGGCUCCAGGUAGUGGACAAGGUUUCUUUGGAGUAGUGACGAGGAUCUGGGUCAAGACGAUCCCGACAAGAAAACUCUUUGACAAGACCGUCAUCGUCGAUUCGACUGAUAUUUUCAAGCCCUUGCUAAAGUGGACGCUUGAGAUGUCCAGGAAGGUGCCCAAAUAUGGUGUCGACCUCUUUUACUGCACAUUCUUCGCCGACAAGGAUGAUCCCAAUGGAGGUCACGAAUCCGCCGCCAAGCGCAUCUUCUUUGCCAUUAACCUGACCAUCUUUGCCGACUCUUUGGAUGAGGCUGCGGUAUUGGCGAGUCCAUUAGAGACGUUCCCCGAGGACUUCAAAAAGUAUAUCGUUACAACGGUUCCACUGGUGGAGAGAACCUGGGACGAGCUCUGGGCCCUUCAGGAAAGCUUCCAGCCUCAGGGCAACGGCGAGAGGUGGAACGUGGAUAGCAUCCUAGUUGACCCCAAGGCUUCGGAUGACGAGCUUAUUGACGCCAUUACGCCGGCUCUGUACGACCUGCCCUCUCGUCUCUCGUCAGGCACCUUUUGUCCUAUGGACUAUUACCCCGAUGAGGCUGACCAGGCUCUGAGCCUACCCCAGAAGGCUUACGUGUCUACAAUGUGCUGCUGGAAGGAUCCUAAGCAUGACGCAGCAGUGGACAAGUGGCUGCUCGAUGCAUAUACCAAGGCCGACCAAGUGUCAUGUGGCGUGUAUGUAGCCGAUUUCAACGUGAAGCACAGAAAGCCAAGGGUCAUGACGGACUCUGCCUUGAAGAAGUGGCUUGAGAUCAGAAAUAAGUGGGAUCCUUCCGAGACGUUCACUGGCCAUCGGGGGUUCAGCAGUGUCUUGGAUGGCAAUAAAGGCCUGGAAAGCAGGCUAUAG
Fusarium proliferatum ET1 is the source of this 1419-nucleotide messenger RNA. RefSeq lists its product as uncharacterized. The record is from RefSeq and is a predicted model, not a curated record. The transcript has 3 exons. NCBI's taxonomy places the organism in Eukaryota, Fungi, Ascomycota, Sordariomycetes, Hypocreales, Nectriaceae. Gene Ontology annotation, molecular function: FAD binding; oxidoreductase activity. Bases 1 to 1419 code for a protein of 472 amino acids.